AAGGCCAUUAACCCUGCCUCAGUUUCCCCUCUAGUUUUCACACUGGAGUUCGCAUGAGACACAAUGGAUAUUAACGCGGUAAACGCACUCUCAUACGAGGACUUUUUGGAAAUAUUCGGGAACGUGGUUGAGAAAUGUCCCAUCAUCCCAGCUGCGGUAUGGAUCCAUCGUCCGUUCACGAGCCUAGCAGACAUUGAGGCUCACAUAUCUGACUUCAUCAACAGUCUACCUGAAUCAGGUAAAGAGGGAAUUCUCCGGUGCCACCCGGACCUGGCGGGCAGGGAGCUGCAGAGCGGCGCGUUAACCCGGGACUCGCAGGACGAGCAGCGCGCGGCCGGCUUCACUGACCUGCAGCCUGCGGAGGUCUCGCGCUUGCGCAGCCUCAAUUCUGAGUACAAGGAGCGCUUUGGCUUCCCGUUUGUCAUAUGCGCGCGACUGAACACCAAACGGGACAUAAUGCGCGAGCUGCUUCAGUGCCUCGGCAACGACCGUGCGGCGGAGAGAGCGCGCGCCAUCGGCGAGGUGAAAAAGAUUUGCUCGCUGCGCCUGCGCAACCUCGUGCUCUCCGACUCCACGAACAAGCUCUGAGGUGUCCAGGUUUGUUUGGUCAUUGUGUUGAAAACGCACUGGAAAGAUAACGACAUAUCCUGUAUCGUUUACUUUUGUUUUAUUGGUUCAGUGAUCAGUGUAUAACAUUAACUUUAGAAGCAAUAAUGUAGCGUGGUUUCAUGGGCAGUGCUGUUCACAAUUCAUAAAGAACAAAUAUAUAUAUAAAUGAAACCUUUAAAGUUCUGCAUUUUCAUAAAUAAUCCGGACAACGUGUAUAUUGUCCUAUGAGAGCAUUAUAACAUGAUAGGAUUGUUUACAGACAUCACUCCGAAUAUGACUUUUAUAGGAGAAGGUUUAUACAGCUAAUGUCAAUUUGUUUGGAUGUUUUUUUUUUAAUACUCAGUUAUAACAAUAUACAAAAUGCCUAUAUUUCAAACAGAUAUGUGGCGUACAGUGCAACAGACUUUUUAAUGAAUUUCAUACAGUGGGAAUGACAACCUACACUUGAUAUACUAUUUUAAAUAAUAAUAACAACAACAACAACAACUAUAAUAAUAAUAAUAAUAAUUGGGUCUGAAAAUGAGGUAUAUCCCUAAUGGCAUCUAAGAUUUAAAUCUCCGCAAAAAAACAAACAAACAAACAAAAAACCCUGUUUAUUCGUUUUUGUUUAUUCACGUGAAGGCAUCAGGUGCAUUUUACUCGUGUAAUGUACAGCUGCCUGGUGCAAAUAUACGAAAUAAUAACAUAAUAUGACAUGACAUAGCAUGAAAAAACAAAACAAUAUAACAUAACCUAAUAUAAAAUAUAUGGUGAACUAAGACAGUCUCACUAGAAUAAAUAAGAUUUGGUCCUCACUGUGUUUAAAUGAGUAAGAAAAAUUAAUUCAGAACUUUGUUGUAAUCUUUAUAAUAUUCUGUGUUGAAAUUCAGAGAUCUGAAAUGGGGAAAAAAAUAAUGAUCCACAGAAAAAUAUAAAUGCUCCUGCUUCCCUCUAGUGGCGAACAAGCAGACCGCAGGUUGCCUAACAGGAAAAAAAAAAAAUAUAUAU
Messenger RNA from Hemibagrus wyckioides, 1596 nucleotides. It is a transcript of the gene urad, whose product is annotated as ureidoimidazoline (2-oxo-4-hydroxy-4-carboxy-5-) decarboxylase. The transcript is spliced from 2 exons. NCBI's taxonomy places the organism in Eukaryota, Metazoa, Chordata, Actinopteri, Siluriformes, Bagridae. Gene Ontology annotation, biological process: allantoin metabolic process. The coding region runs from base 64 to 588 and encodes 174 amino acids. The record is from RefSeq and is a predicted model, not a curated record. Gene Ontology annotation, molecular function: carboxy-lyase activity.